UGAGGCCGGGCCCGAACGCUCGCGCGCGCUCCCUGCGCUCCCCUACCGCUGUUGGGCGCGCGGCGGGAGGUGCGACUCCGCCGCGUCCGAGGGCAGCGCUGCUUCAGCCGUCGCUGCCGCCGCCGCCGCUGCAGGGGCCUGGAGCCCCGCCUCCGGGGACCGGCCGUCCGCAGGUCUCUCCUCUACACCCCGCGGCCCCAACCCCAUGCCUGGGAUGAAAUUUAGCGGCAAGGAAGAAAUUUACUGGUCCAGGCGGCGUCUGUGGAAUGAGACUAAGCCAAGAGCCAGGCCCUCCCUUUAGGUUCUUGGGCCAGCAGGAUGUUGGAGCGAGAAGCGGAGUCCACGGCCAAGGCCACCGAUCCUAGUCUUACUACUGGCAAAGAACUAGUGACCAAAGGAGGUGAGAACAGCCACGUCUGUGGAGCGGGGUGGAGGGGAGGACAUUCUCCAGGAAUCUCAGGGCCCCCACCCCCGCCCCCGCACCGCUGCCCCGAUUGUGACAAGGCCUUCUCCUACCCAUCCAAGCUGGCCACACACCGGCUGGCACACGGUGGCGCCCGUCCCCACCCGUGCCCCGACUGCCCCAAGGCCUUCUCCUACCCCUCCAAGCUGGCAGCUCACCGCCUCACGCACAGCGGCGCUCGCCCGCACCCGUGCCCACACUGCCCGAAGGCCUUCGGGCACCGUUCCAAGCUGGCAGCCCACCUCUGGACCCACGCGCCCGCCCGUCCCUACCCGUGCCCAGACUGCUCCAAGUCCUUCUGCUACCCCUCCAAGCUGGCAGCCCAUCGCCACACGCACCAUGCCACUGAUGCCCGCCCCUAUCCUUGCCCACACUGCCCCAAGGCUUUUUCAUUCCCCUCCAAACUGGCCGCCCAUCGCCUAUGUCACGACCCCCCCACCGUGCCCGGCGGCCAGUCGACGGCCAGGCAUCGCUGCUCCAGCUGCAGCCAGGUCUUCGGCCAGAGACGCCUCCUGCUCCUUCACCAACGCAGCCACCACCAAGCUGAGAACCAGGGUGAGCGGGAGUGAGCCCUCUCCUUGGCUCACUGGCCCCCCCUGCCUCCAGGCCCGAUCAAUAAAGAGGUGGCAUUCUUAAACCAGG
This is a messenger RNA of Pteropus alecto (black flying fox), 1105 nucleotides long. It is a transcript of the gene ZNF575, whose product is annotated as zinc finger protein 575. The transcript has 4 exons. Bases 319 to 1032 code for a protein of 237 amino acids. NCBI's taxonomy places the organism in Eukaryota, Metazoa, Chordata, Mammalia, Chiroptera, Pteropodidae. The record is from RefSeq and is a predicted model, not a curated record. Gene Ontology annotation, molecular function: DNA-binding transcription factor activity, RNA polymerase II-specific; RNA polymerase II cis-regulatory region sequence-specific DNA binding. Gene Ontology annotation, biological process: regulation of transcription by RNA polymerase II.